This is a messenger RNA of Scaptodrosophila lebanonensis, 3637 nucleotides long. RefSeq lists its product as uncharacterized. The coding region runs from base 226 to 3285 and encodes 1019 amino acids. The record is from RefSeq and is a predicted model, not a curated record. Lineage: Eukaryota; Metazoa; Arthropoda; Insecta; Diptera; Drosophilidae. The transcript has 4 exons.
UAUAAGACGGGAAGAAAAAGGGAGAGAAAAAACUGGAAAACAAAUUCUUUUAACUAUCUUCUUUUUUUUUGGUGCGACAACUAAAUUCAUUUUGGUAUACACUUUCCCCCCAUUUUUCUCAUUAAGCGAACCAUUUCACUCUUCAUUCGACUCCACAUUUAAUAAUUUAGCAGAGCGCAGAAAGUACAGUAUACUCUUGAAAACCCGACAGUUUUGAGCCGCGAAAUGUUCAAUCUCACGAGCAAAGAUCUAUAUGGCGUAUCCUAUGAAGACGACAGGCCGCACGUGCCGCAUCUUGGGGGAAACUUUGAGUUUCGGUUCUCCGCACGAGGAAACAUCUCACGCGCCAUCGAGAAGUACAAAGAGCAAAGAGGAGCAGAGCUGGCCGAAAUGAGGGGAAAGCAGUCCAAAGGCAGCAUGCCGCGCUUCUGCAAAAUGCGCGACAAUGGUCAUGAUGUCACAUGCAAGGUGACCUCGAGCGAUCGUGAUGUCGAGACACAGGUGUCCCGGCUGAGCUGGACACUAAUGGAUUUAGACGACUUAAGUUCACAGGAAUCUUACGGAUUAGAAGAGGCAACUGGCACUGGAAUUGAGGAAUCAUGCAACAAAGCAAUGCAUGAACUAGGGGCCACCGAUGCUGAUAGCUCCAAUUGUAACACAACUAACAUCAGCAUUGGGCUCAACACAAACCAAGGGGAUCGUCUUUGUGGCGGGGCAAGCCCCAAGCGGCAAUUCAGACAGAAAAAGUCUCGUGCAUGUCACAAGUACAGUCAUGUACAAUCGCACUCAGUGCUGCCUUAUGAGCGCGUUGAGGCGCUGCACCGUGAGGUGUGCAAAGAACUGGAGGACAUGGGUCAAGGUCCCCAGUCAAUGUCGAUAGAGAUGCCAGUCUUCAGCAAGCCUAAGUCACCAAACAAAAAAAAGCUACGCCAGAUUCCAAAUAAAUACCGCCCAGUGACUAUAUCACCACCAAGAGUGCAAUUGCCCGCACUUAUUAAAACGCCGGAGCGCCUUAAAGGAGGCACCCGUAAACUGAAAUCUUGCAAAUCCAAUAAGCAGGGAGACGCUGACAAUUUGAAACAUAUGUCUUACGAAGAAUAUCCUCAGCCGGAGGCAAAAUGGGCAGAGAUUAUGCAUCCCUCAGUCAUGUCGCAAGCCAUUCAAGUAAAUGUUUGUAAGGCACAGAACCCCACACCCAGGGCUGCUUAUGAGUUCAUGGAGUGCCAUGGUAGCGUCGAGCCGGAACCUAUUGCACCAUUCUUUCUGGAGGACAGCGAUCUGGAGCAUGAGUAUACACAGCGUCCGGGCUAUCUCCGUUGCUGUGGACCACGCCCCAUGAAGCUAGAUAGCGAACCUGAACAAGAAGACAAUAUUGGUGCUUGCUUUGUGGAGCUAGAGCAUAAACCCCAUCGUCUGAGCCUUCUACGCAGCAUGCAACCUAUGCGCUAUUCAUCGCGAUUCGAAGAGCGAGUCCGUUGCCAUCUGAAGCAGCUGCCCCAGUUGCACGCGACGUUUGCUUCACAGGAAUCGUUAUCUAAUCAAGCGCUAAAGCCGCAAAAGGAGCAUCAAUUGGGUGAAAAAAAUGCAGCUUUCAGCAGCGACGAGGACAAUAUGUACAUCCCUAAGCUACAGACCCCGGCACCGCCUUCUCCAACGCCGACUACGCGUAACUUGAAGUCAACCAAAAACAAGGCCAAGGCCAGUAAAGGGCGGAAGACAGAUAGGUCUUCAACACCUGCGUGGAACAGCAACAAGCCCAAACCACAAAGAACACAGCUCCAUGUGGUUAUACCUUCGUAUAGGCCCCAACAUGUUGAUCGUAAAGUAGCCAAGAGCAAAGCCAGUGGUGAUGCACCAGAAGGCAGCGUUAACGUCGGCUUGGUCCGGCAGCCAGGUGGACGAGAAAAAUGCAGCGAACCUCCAUCACUUCCACAGGAAUCGCCCCCACCAUCGCCGUUGAGGCGUCGCAAGCCACGCAAUCUUUACUGCACCAGAUCCUUAGAGGACCUUAAAUACGAAAAAAUCUGUAUUUAUCAUAAAAUGUCGACUAUGCAGGAGCGCAUCAUUGCCGCCCUGGACCGCCUGCAGAACAGUCUGAUCCAAUUGGCACAGCCAGAGUACACUACUCAUGAGAGAGCGCGUCGCCAGCGAAACGCUUUCGAGUUCUGCGUGCGCUUUUCCCGUAACUUUCUGUAUCCACUUAAAGGCAUGAUCGAUGAUGUGCGGUAUAUGUCCGAUUCUGCCUUCACCAGCGCAAAUUCCAAUGACGCCUGUCAGCGCGUGCUCAAUAUUUACAACCUGAUGCAUCAGUCCAUUAUGACCUAUAUGCGCCAACUGCGUUUCUUUUUGCUGGACAAGGUGCCGCAGAAGCUAAGUGCUCUGAUCGAAAUGCUCUACGCGUUAACGAAUGUUUGCCUAACCAAAAACUUGUUUGAUCGCCAAGAUGUGAUCGUUGACUGUCUUCUGCAACGCUGCACCAAGUUCCUCACAUUCAUUGAGGACAUGCAAGAAGAGCGGUUCCAGCUGGCUAGAGAAGUCUAUCAACGCAUACAGGCAGAAAAGCAUUCUAAGCAACCCCAUGACCAUCAGCAGAAAUCUCACAGUCACAAUCGCUAUGAUCUGAAGAUGUGCUUCAAUGACUUGCAGCUUUACGAGCCGCGUUUGGUGCGGAAGGAAAAACCUGUCACCAAAGAAAGGAGCGGCACCAAAGAUAGGAGUGCCACCAAGAAGAGCACCACCAUUACAAAGGGGCAGGGCGUCGUCAGAGAACGCUUGCGUCGACUUCAAAUUCGACGCCCCGUUCUGCCUGGCAUAUGCUUGGAGAAGGCCUCGGAUGUCGAGCUGCCGAGGUCACCGACAGUUAUCAAAACACACAUUGAAUGCGUGGAAUGUCGAGAUGAUCAAAGCAGCGAGCUGAGCGAACAGAGUCCGCUUUUGUCGCCAACUCCCAAUGUGUUCCCGACUCCCUAUCAACAUGACUGCCACCAAGCUCUAGCUAAUACACUUAGACGUACAGUGGCCCCAAGUCCCUCCCCUCGUUGCUACAAUGGAACCAUUAGCGAUCCCAACCAAUGCAUCUCUAGGCUUGUUGCAAAUUUAAAUCUACCAAAUGGGAAAGAGAACGUGGUUAAUCAGGCUCUUUUUGAGGCACUACAGCAGGUCACUCAGUCCCAAGUUGUGCAGGUGAUUGAGCCCAUUGUGAGAUCUCUGGGCGGAAUAUUACAGCAUAAUAAAAAAGAUGACAGUUCGUCAACAAACAAUUCGCAAUCAGACAGCUCCGACUAGUCUAGUCUAGUCACAACAAUCCAAGCGAAUUUCGAGUUAUGCUUGUAUGUAUAUCCCUCUGAAUGGGAAAUAGUUUCGGGCUGCGCUUUUCUACCUUCUCUAACCCAACUAUUUCUAACGUUUCCUUUCCAAAAAAAAUACUCCUUAAUAUUAAAAAUUUUUGGAUUAGAAAACUAGGAUUCUUCUUUCGAACACGCUCCUCUCUCUCUUAAAUGGAAAAAAGUUUUACCAAAUUGUAUUUAAAAUUAUAAAGUUGUACAUUACUUAGGCAUACAAAUUUUUCGAUAUUUAAUACUGGACUUGUAAUUUUUGACAAAUAUUGAUAAUGGAAUAAAGAAGGUAUAGAAAGAAA